Messenger RNA from Cloeon dipterum, 7888 nucleotides. It is a transcript of the gene sev, whose product is annotated as sevenless. The transcript is spliced from 34 exons. Lineage: Eukaryota; Metazoa; Arthropoda; Insecta; Ephemeroptera; Baetidae. The record is from RefSeq and is a predicted model, not a curated record. Gene Ontology annotation, cellular component: signaling receptor complex; plasma membrane. Gene Ontology annotation, molecular function: transmembrane receptor protein tyrosine kinase activity; protein binding; ATP binding. Gene Ontology annotation, biological process: positive regulation of kinase activity; multicellular organism development; regulation of TOR signaling. The coding region runs from base 213 to 7592 and encodes 2459 amino acids.
UACUGGCUGGAAGCUCACUCGGAGGCUGUCGCUCGCUAUCACUGUCAUUCGUUCUCUCGCUGCCGGUCGGUGUGCACUGUACGCGUGAACGUGAACUCUCCUUUCGGACACUCUCGUGUGACGAAAAGUUAAUGCUUUUCCAUCGUGUUUCGAGUGUUGACAACGAAUUCCAAGAUUAGAGCCUCGGACAAUGCUGGACCGUUUUGACUUUGAUGCGACGCCCGAGGACGACGACACAUCAUUGUUAUGCGAAUUAUCCUCCAAUUAAGUGCGAAAUGGCCCUGUGCUGGCGAUUGAUGUCAUCGCUGGUGCUACUGCUCUUGUGGACGAUCUGCACGUGCCACGGCCUCAUCGUUGACACCACCAUCAGCGAAACUUGCAUUCUGCACUUCCAACAGAACAAAAGUGGGGUCACGACUGACGCCGAAUGUGGUGACCAGUGCUAUGAUAAGGAGAUAAACCGUGGUUGCUCGGCGUGGACACAAGCCAAGAGAUCAAGCUGCCGACAUGCGUGUCAUGGUACUCAGGACCUUUUGCCACCUCGGGAACUCUUCUGCGUCAUGAGCUGCAAUUACGCUCUGAAUCAGUAUUUUCAGCAUCUCAAAGAUGAAUUGGGCUACCCCUCCACUCCAGCCCUGGUUGCUGAUUCCCUUGAUUCUACUUCCCUGAGUCUUGAGUGGAAUGGCGUUGGCCAAACGGACACAUUGUACGGCAUUCAGUGGAAGUAUGAAGAGGUACCGUCUUCAAGAUGGACCUACUGCUGCAACCAAACAAUGCUACCAGGCACAAGCAGAACAAUUGACAACUUGGUUCCGUACACCAAGUACAGGUUUCGAGUGGCAGCUUUGGUGUCAAACCAUUCAGUCUUCCCACAGAUGGUGCAGUUUUCUGAACCAAGCGUAGUGAUUGGAACCAAAGCGGCGGGGCUGCCUGCAUCGGAACCUCAAAUGGUCAGGGCGGUGGCAGUGGACGCAACACACGUGUCUGUCACUUGGUUGCCCGGUGCUUUUUCCAGGGGCCCUGUGUUGUCUUAUGUGUUGUAUUUGAGUGAACUCCCCUCAACAAGUAACCAAAAUCCCUACUCGGCUGUCAAGGAUAUACCUGUGGUAAAUAAUGAGGAACCCAAAAACUACUUGUGGCAAAAUGUACCCCCUGGCCGUGACUACUCUGUCAGUGUUGCUGCUAGAAAUUGGGAAGGGGAAGGGCCGGCCACCACCGCCAAUGUUUCAACCCCAAAGGAACCUGAAGUUUAUGCUGGUGAAAAUGCUCAAGUGCUAUUGUGCACAGAAGACGCUAUUUACAAACUGGAGCUAGAUAUCAUCGGAGAUAUGACUAAGGUUUAUCAAUCAAGGAACAAAAUUUUGGGCUGUGCUGUCCAUUUGCGUCACAAGAUCAUUUUCUUCUCGGACAUGAGUGGCUCGGUUUUCCGUCUUCCACUCAUGGACCAGUCAGAACCGAUGCUUGUUGUUGGCCGUGCUGUGCUUGGGUUUGAGCCAACAUCUUUGAGCGUGGACUGGCUGAAUGGCGCUCUUUUCAUUGUUGGGGAGGCUGACCAAGCUAAGUGGUGCAUUUCAAAGUGCUCCUUGGAUGGCCAGGGAUUGACAGUCACCCUUGCUGGCCUCCACUCAAUACCACGACAGCUUCAAGUGGAUCCUUACAAUGGUUAUAUGUUUUGGAUCAUGAGCAAUGAACAAGGAGAUGAUGGACUGUACCGGUUGGACCUCACAGAACCUAGCAAUGGAGUGAGACAUGGGACAAAGCCCGAAAUUAUCAUUGAUAAUGCAAAGAUUGGAGCUUACACUGUUGACCAUGCUGGUCUCAGACUAUUUGUCGCUGAUGAAAGGCAGAACACUAUAUUUUCGGUGUCUCUUGAUGGCAAGGAAAAGUCCAACAUAAGACAGAAAACGCAAGAGGCUGAAUUCAAAAAGGUCAUUUCGCUGGUGGCCGUCAAUGGUCUGUUCUUCUGGACCGAUGGCUCUCGCAUCAAGGGGGAAGAGCACAACCCAGUCGACAAGCUAUACUUCCACCACAUCUUUCCCCAUGAGACUUCCACCAAACAGUUCUGCAUGCUCAGUCUAUCGCAACCAUCACAGCGAAUGCCUGUCCCUGUAAACCCACCUAAUUCUCUCCAGGCAAUUUUUGGCUAUAACACUGCGAAGCUGGCCUGGCAAGCUCCACAUCUUGUUGCUGGACAAGGGAAAGGUGCUUGGCAGAACUGGUCGUAUGAAGUGCAAGUCACAAAUGAAACUGAUGGCUCAAUCAGCACAAUCCGCAAUAUUCCAUCCACCUCGCUGACUCUCUCCCCUAUUCAACCCUUCACCCACUACACCUUCAGGGUUGGUGCUUACACAUCCUCAGGAAGAGGACCCUGGUCGAGUGAGUUCCAUGGCAGGUCCUUCAGGGCACCUAAACCUGGCCAAAAAGAGGUCACCAUUGUUUGGGGCACUGAAGAAGGACUUGUCCAAACUGACACAACUGGCGACAACCUGGAAACCCUAGUACACUCUGAUUUGCUCAGGGAUCUUAACACAGCUCUAUUCGUGACAACGGUGGCUUGGUUCAAGGAUAUGUUGUACUUUUCUACAAACUCCUCCAAAACCAUGUGGUUCAACACAACUUCCAAGGAGCACGGUCUUGUCGCUGGAGUUGAUUCUGCUGGCAGUAUUGCUGUUGACUGGCUUGGGAAGCGGUUGUACUGGUCAAACCCUAAACAGUCUAUGAUUAAGCGUUGUGGCCUGAACGGAGAAGACCCUGAACCUCUUCCAAUUUUUGAAGUGGCUAAGGAAAUUCACGUUGAUUCCCUCAACGCGUAUAUUUACUGGUCGACCAGCUACACUGUGGCCAGUUCAAGACUCAAUGGCCAAAACAAGACCGUUUACUAUUCAGCGCAACUUUUCAGUGGAAUGCAAGUCAUGGGAAUCACUCUGGACACAGAGCGCAGUGUGAUAUUUUGGAUCGUCAGGAGCAAUGACGGCUCCAUGCUGUAUAAGGCACCCAUGUCUUUAAGCAACCAGAAGGAUGUGAGGCCUAAGGUCAUUGAACCAGAGCGGGCAAUUAGUAUCGCCAACCCAAUUGUGCAAGGGCCUCUCUGUUAUUUUAGUGACCAUCUUCUGUGGCUUCAAGAUGGAAACGUUGCAGUAAUUUCUGACACCAGUGGUGGAGGAGCGGCAAUCAUCUCAGACUCGCGCCUUUCAGGACUUUACGUGGUUGCCAUUAUAGAUCGCAGUACUCAGCACCAUCCAAAAGAUGUCACUGAAAUAAAUGUGAUUCCAAGACCAGUAGACCAGUCUUCAAUUAAUUUUUCUGGUGCCACUGACAAUGUCAGCCUCAGCUGGGAUCACGUGAAAAAUGUGAACUAUGGCAAAGUGUUUUAUGAAGUCAAAAUUACCAACAUAAGAAGUAAAACCCAAUACCUGUUUGACACUGAGUUCAAUUGGGUUCACCUUGGCUCAGUGGCUCCCUCAUAUACACCAAUGAGGAUUAACAUCAGGGCCUACACAUACUGGGGUUCCUCUCCAAGGGAGGCCCCCCUCACAAUAUUCACUCCAGCUGCUGCUCCUUCAGCGCCUCAAUCACCAAGAGUCUUUGUUUCCCUUCAUAGACCAUCACCUGUGAGCACAAAUGUUACGGUCAAAGUAAUCUUCAGGUGGAAACCCCCACUAGAGCCAAAUGGUGUGAUCCUAAGCUACCGUCUGAGAAUUUGCAAAUGGCUUGAUCCUGGUGAUAAUGAUCAGGAAUGUGAAAACAUCCAUCUUGAAAGCCACAUAUUUGAAUAUGCCAUGCACCACUUGCUCACAUAUAUGGAAUACAAUUUGCAGAUUUGGGCCAGCACUGACGCAGGAGAAGGAAAUGGAAGUGAAGUUGUUUGGCUAGACACAAGUGUUGAGAAGCCUGUGCCGCAACUUCUGGUGGUCAGGAAGGAAGAAAUUACUGUCCUUGAUCUGGACACGUUAAAUACCUCUUAUGCCAUUACCUUGAGAGAUUCCGUGUCAGCCGUGACCUACUUAGCUUCAGAUGAAGUUAUCUUUUGGCUCAGCAAAGAGGGCAGGGAGAUCAGUAGCUGCAGAAUUAACUGCAGUAACCCAAGCAAGGUACAUCAACUUGUAAACCCUGGGUCGAACCUGGUGGUGGAUUGGGUGGCUCGGAAAUUGUACUGGUCGGAACAGCUCAUAACUGAAUCUCAAAUUUGGUCUAUGAACUUGGAUAAUGUAAAAGCAUCCAAGUUUUUGGUCCGGCCUGGUGCCAUAUCUGGGCUGCAGGUUUCACCUCAUUCAAAUGAGAUCUUUUGGGUCGAGGACAAUGGUCAAGAUGUGAAAAUCAUGCAAAGUAGCCUGAGCAGCCCAGAAGGAACAACUUUCUUGUCCAAUGAAAGCAACUGCAACUGCCCCAAAAUCUAUAUGCCAGGUCGCCCUUUGGCCCUUGAUGUCGCGACAAAGAAUCUAAUAUGGACAGACGAAUUGAAAGGCGAAAUUUGGUCCUCUGACUUGGAUGGCUGCAAUUGUGAAUUGCUGGCAAGCCAAAACAUGACUAAUGGCCUCAUAGUCAGUUCCUUAAGCUCGGACACAGAAAACGUUUAUUGGCUAAUUGCCAGAGAUGGAAGGGCCUUCUCAUCACCCAAGACUGCCAUUGUUGUCAAUGACGGUGCUUCACAUGAGAGUCAAAACUUUACAUUGGUUGCCAACCAAGGCGUUGGUCUUAUAACUGCCAUUGGAUCUUACCUGCAACCCUUCCCAGAACCAGACUGUCUGAAGUUGCCGCCUGAUGUGACGCAGCAAGUGGUUCCAAAAUUGUCAUCCUCUACAUCUCACUCGCUGACUCUGUUGCUUCCUAUUUGGGAAUCGAUUGGCGUAGAGGAACAUUGCGGUGGCACUUCCCAAUCUUCUUCUCACUUUGUCAUAUAUUAUUACCAAACUUCAUGCGAGGAAGAUACACCUUCAGCAUGUUAUGUGCAGUCUCUAGAAAGCUGCAAGUACAUGGAAACUUAUGAAACUGCAGUGACCAUUGAGAACUUGGAGCCAUUCUCUUGUUACGGCAUUUUCUUGGCUGCCAGUAACCACUAUACUGUUAUUUCAAACGAACCACCGAUUUUUGGCAGUCCUUUGAUUUUCAAAACUGAUGAAGGAGCACCCAGCGAAGCUAAAGACGUGAGGCUCCAAAUGCUUAGCCCUUGGUCAAUCAGAGUGUCCUGGUCGCCACCAUUGAACAUACGGAGUCGUUCUAUUAAGUAUGAUGUCCUGUGGAGCACUGAUGGUACAGGAUUUACGCCCAGACAGUUUGGGGAGCUGCCAGUAGACAGUUCUGAGCAGUAUGGUUCCAUAUAUUCCGCUAUUUUAGACAAACUGCUGCCUAGUCAACUAUAUCAAAUCAAGGUGAGAGCCUCUUCAAAAAUGAAUCAUCAUUUGAGGAGCGAAACACCGCCAACAGAAGUCAAGACUCUACCAGAGCCUGGAGACAUACAACUGGUGAACGCAGACACUGAUAAUUUAAUUGUCAGUUGGGAUAGCGCACUACCCGAAUCGGUGGCUGGCUACAUGAAAAUGAGAUAUUCGAUGCAGUUUGCAAAACUUGGAGGGAACAUGUGGCAAAUCAUCAACGAGUCAUCGCCUGGCCAAUUUGUAGCCAGAAAUCUGGCGCCAAAAUCAAGUUACCAAUUUCGUCUCAAACUGUGGUACACUGAGAGCGGUCAGCCUGUAACCUGGCCUCAAGACAGCAGGUUUUCUUUUGAGACCUUAGUUGAUCGCCCCAGUGCUCCAGGUCUACCUUACGUCACAUUCUUGCCUGUUGGGAAGCACCAAGUCUUGUGGCAGCCUUCCAAGAGCAAUGGUGCUGAUAUCGAGAUGUAUAUUUUGGAGGGGAAAGAGGUGGAGCAGCAACGGAGUGCAAGUAAAACGAGUGCAACUGAAGGACAGUGGUCUCGCCUCUACAAUGGAACUGAAAACCGCUGGCUUGGAGAUCUUCAGCAAAACACAAAAUAUGUCUUCAGAGUGCAAGCCUACAACGCAUAUGGCUGCAGCAACUGGAGUCAAGUGAGCAACCUCUUUGACACUGCUGAAAGCGCUAAGAUGAGUGGAGGAAGUGCAAACCCAAUCGGCAUUUUGUCUUUUGGACUGCCACUCCUGAUGGCAUUGUGCCUCUGCACAAUCUCCUUAAUUGCAGUAUUUAUUUGUGUUUGUCCAAAACGAAAAAGCAAAAGAAUGCCUAGUCCAAUUGUGCCGAUCAGUCGGCACAACCCAGAUGUUGAGCUGGCGACCCUGCGCGAAACGCCGAGGGGCAGCAGUGGCCUUCCAGUCAUGCAGCACACAAACGCUCUGUACAUCUCAUCCUACUCUCUCAGCGAGUCAGCAGGAGAGUCAACUGAAGACAAUUUGCUUUCAUCUGGGGACCUCGAAAUUGCUGCACUGCAGCAUAUCAGAAGGGACCAAAUCAAACUGACUUGCUUCCUGGGCAGCGGAGCUUUUGGCGAAGUUUAUGAAGGCGAGGCCAUAGAAUUGCCUGGAGGACAAGAAAAGGUUGCAGUCAAGACACUAAAGAAAGGCGCCACAGAGCACGAGAAAAGAGAGUUCCUGAAGGAAGCUCAGCUGAUGAGCAACUUUCGCCACGAGCACAUUCUGCAAAUGCUGGGAGUGUGCUUGGACAAAGAGUCAAAUUUCAUUGUGAUGGAACUAAUGGAGGGUGGAGACUUGCUCAAUUUCCUUCGCACAAGCAGACCUCUGACGAGGUCAGGCGAAAUGACCAUGAUAGAUUUAGUGUCAAUGGCGGUCGACGUGGCGCGCGGAUGCCGCUAUCUUGAGGAGAUGCGAUACGUCCACCGCGACCUGGCGUGCCGAAACUGUCUGGUGUCGUUUGCCGGCGCCAACAGAGUCGUCAAGAUUGGUGACUUUGGGCUUGCCAGGGAUGUGUACAAAAACGACUACUACCGCAAAGAGAGCGAAGGCCUGCUGCCCGUGCGUUGGAUGUCGCCAGAAAGUUUGCUGGACAGAGUCUUCACUACGCAAAGUGAUGUCUGGGCCUUUGGGGUCAUCAUGUGGGAAAUUCUCACCAUGGGCCAGCAGCCAUACCCUGCCAGAACAAACCAGGAGGUCUUUAAUUAUGUUACCGAGGGAGGCAGACUGAACAGACCCACCAAUUGUCCAGAUGAGAUGCACUCAUUAAUGGUGAGAUGUUGGCAUACAAGCCCUAAGUGCAGACCAACGUUUAAGAAUUGUCUGGAUAUCCUAGAAGAGCUUAAAGUUAAGGUUGAAGAAAACCCAGCUCCCCUUGCAAUGAGCGACACUUUUGGUGACCCCUCAGCUGUCGAUGGUCGCUGCAACCUACAGCACCCUGCGGUGGUCUACCUCCCUCCCGAGUCAAAAUCGUCUUCGGCGGCCAGCACCGACACAGGCAAGUACCUGCGCGUGGUAUCGCCAUCCCACUCGACCGAGUUUGACCCAACCAAAGACUCAGACGGCUAUGUGACCCCGUGCAUGCUGCCCUCGGGUCUGCAGUCGAAACUCAACCGAUCUCUGGCAGCUGGGGAGCAGUCGCAAGAGGAGCGCUUGCUCGCUAACAAGUACUACUUGGUGUUGGAAGGCCACCUACAAACCUCCAGUUGAUUCCAAAGUGCCAGUGAUACUCGGUCUUCCGCUGCAGACUACAAACCUGAUGAAAUUGGUGGCCAAAAUUUGAUAAGCUCUACAUUAAGAUGCAUUUCAUCUAAUUAUUUUAGGCUGCAUUUAUCAGCCUGAUGUUGUGAUUGUUAAGUGGCGCUACAAGUUCACCUAGUGUGCUCCAAGGUUUAUUAUUGAACAAGGAGCAAACAACGCAUUUAAAGUGGGACCAAGUUUUGUCUGUCUUCCGCGCAGUUUGUAAAUUACUGUUAAUUAAGAAUAAAUUCCAUUUUCAUAACUAA